Boleophthalmus pectinirostris (great blue-spotted mudskipper) is the source of this 8437-nucleotide messenger RNA. RefSeq names its product myosin XVI (gene myo16). Gene Ontology annotation, molecular function: cytoskeletal motor activity; protein phosphatase binding; actin filament binding. The coding region runs from base 111 to 5900 and encodes 1929 amino acids. NCBI's taxonomy places the organism in Eukaryota, Metazoa, Chordata, Actinopteri, Gobiiformes, Gobiidae. The record is from RefSeq and is a predicted model, not a curated record. Gene Ontology annotation, biological process: neuron projection morphogenesis; negative regulation of G1/S transition of mitotic cell cycle; phosphatidylinositol 3-kinase/protein kinase B signal transduction. Gene Ontology annotation, cellular component: nucleoplasm; myosin complex; perinuclear region of cytoplasm. The transcript is spliced from 35 exons.
GCGGUUCUUGUCGUGUUUUCGGCAUCUCCUCACUUGUGUGUGGAUCUGUGUCUCAUGUGGACGCGUUCUGUGCCGGUUGCUUCCAGCUAUGUAACGUCUUUCGGCAAAAUAUGGAGAUCGACCAGUGUCUGCUGGAGUCUCUCCCAAUUGGUCAGCGGCAGCGGCUGGUCAGACGGAUGCGCUGUGACCAAAUCAGAGCCUACUACGAACGGGAGAAGAACUUACAGCGCCAGCAGGGGACAAACAAGGCACGAGUACUACCUAACCACAAGAAGAAACACCACGUUCGCUUUGGGCUCACUGACAUUCUGCAAGAUGCCAUAAUCCGCCAUGAUGACAACGACGUGCUGCGACUUUUGAAGGAGGGAACUGACAUCAACACAACAACAGCGUCUGGAGGAUCAUUACUACACCUGUGUGCUCGCCAUGACAACGUGUUUGCGGCUGAGCUCUUGAUUGAGCGUGGACUGAACGUGAACCUGCAGGACGAGGACCAAUGGACCGCUCUGCAUGUGGCCUGUGUGUGUGACCAUGCUGAUGUGGUGCUGCUGCUGCUCCUGGCCGGUGUCAAUGUGCUGCUGCAGGAUGUGAGCGGAAACAUACCUCUGGACUACACCUCCGAAGGCUCCGAAACCAACUACAUCCUCCGCAAAUACCUGGAAGAAAAUGGUGUGGACAUGUCAUCUAUGCACACUAUGAAAACGCAGAGAGCUGUCACCAUGUUGUCAGAUGUCAGGCAGCUUGUUGCUUCAGGAGGAGGCCUCAACCAGUCCAAUGACGAUGGGGUCACACUGCUCCAUAUAGCAUGUGCCAGUGGUUACAGAGAAGUGGUCGCAGUGCUGUUAGAAAAUGGUGCAGACCUCCUCUCUGCAGACAGUCAUGGCUGGACCCCUCUCCACUUAGCCGCUAAAUAUGGACAGACAAGCAUCGUUAACCGGCUGUUGAAACACAGAGCAGACCCUACACUUUUAAACUCCAACCAAGACAAGCCCUCAGAUAUCGCUGCAUCUCAGCCCAUAGCUGAAAUGCUUCUGAAUGCAGAGGAAAACUGGUUACAGAGACUAAAAGACCCAUCAUCCCCUCUGCCCUCAACUAACCAACAGUAUGAAGGAGCACUGCAGGACCUCAACACCCCUGUUAAGAACUUGAAUCCUUUUGGUGUAUCCAUCUCUAAAAGGGACAGUUUUAUGGAGAAGUGUGCAAUGUUUCGUGAGGCAGGUGGAGGCUUGACUCGACAGCCCUCUCAAGACAAUGGCCUUGACAGUCCAUUCAGCUCUGGAGCUAGCAAACUGGAACAGGUCAAACUGAUGCCUCCAGCUCCCAAUGAUGACCUGGCAUCUCUGAGUGAGCUCACCGACAGCAGUCUCCUCUACGAGAUGCAGAAACGCUUCGGCAACGACCAAAUCUAUACGUACAUUGGACACAUUCUUCUUCUUGUGAACCCAAAUAAAGAAUUGCCUAUUUAUUCCACUUUGGUGAGUCAGUUGUAUCUGAGCUCGACGGGGCGCCUCUGCUCGUCUUUACCUCCACACAUCUUCUCCUCAGCAGAGAGGGCAUACCACAUGAUGCUGCAGGAGAGGCGCCCUCAAUGUUUUAUAUUAAGUGGAGAGAGUGGUUCUGGGAAGACAGAAGUUUGUAAGCACAUCGUGAGGCACCUGAGUGCUCGCUCCAGCUCUAAGGGGUUUACACUGGACUCCAGGAUGAAACAUGUAAACUCUGUACUGGAAGCUUUUGGUCAUGCUAAAACACAGCAAAACAGGAACUCCAGCCGCUUCAUUAAGCUUUUGAACAUUCAAUACUGUGAAAAGAGUAGGACAAUAAUCAGAGCGCGAGUGCUCACGUACAUGCUGGAGAAGUCUCGUCUGGUCCAUAUGGCUCCUCAGCAACACAACUUCACUAUUUUCUAUCUGAUGGCUGAGGGCCUAUCAGCGGAGGAGAAGAGUACACUUUACCUCAACAAUGUUCUGGCUCACAGGUAUCUUAGGGGACUUGCUCCUGGGGAAAACCCUCCAGUUGCUACAUCCUCAACACAAAGUAAAGAACGUCUUUCAGCUGUGAAGCAAGCUCUCCGAGCACUAGGCUUCAGCAAGCAGGAGGUGGAGUCUGUGUUAUCGCUGUUGGCCGCUGUUCUGCACUUGGGAGAUGUGCACUUCAAAGCUGUGACAGAUGCAGAUACAGCAGUCCCGUCGGACUUGCCGCUACUGGACAGGGUUGCUGGAAUGCUGCAGGUGUGCUCCAAUGACUUGAGUACCGCCCUCACCUCUGAUGUUCAAUACUUCAAAGGUGAUGUAAUCACUCGGCGUCACACAGUUGAAAUAUCAGAGCAGUACAGAGACCAACUGGCCAAGGCCAUCUACGGACGCCUCUUCGGUUAUCUGGUCAACUGUAUCAAUGACUACCUACAGGGCCAGGAGGACAGCACUGAUAAUCCUGCUCUAGAAAUCAGCAUCUUGGACAUUUUUGGUUAUGAAGAUCUUCAGCGAAAUGGCUUUGAGCAGCUUUGUGUGAACAUGACCAAUCAGCGUCUGAGGCAGUACGUCUCAGAGGUGCUAUUCCAGCAGGAACAGGCCGAGUGUCAGCAGGAGGGCAUCGCCACAGAAACACCCUGCUCCCCUAGCAACCAGCCCGCUGUCCUCGACUUCUUUCUGCAGAAGCCUCAGGGGCUGUUGUGGAUGUUAGACGAGGAGAGUCAGAGCUUGCGGCCGGCAGAGCAGACUCUGUACAAAAGGCUGUCUGCCCAGCUGGACUCCAGUCCCACACAUGGGCUCUUUCUCACUACUAAAGAUGGCAAUGGAAACCCCCCUCCGAAAGACCAGGGCCCCGCCUUCACUGUGAAACACUACGCUGGACAGGUUUCGUAUGACCUCACUGGAUCCUUAACCAGAAACAAGGACUCUCUUCCUCAGAAUCUCUUGUUUACAAUGAAGUCCAGUGAGAGUGUCUUAGUACAGCAGCUCUUCCAGUCCAAGUUGACGCAGACGGGGUCCUUGGUCCCAGCCGCACAGGGGCAUGUGGGCCUGAGGGGCUCCAGAGCGGCCCUUUUGCUCCAUAAGACGCCCUCAGCUCAUGUAGUGUCCACCUGUAGUGUCCACCAACAGCCCCGGAGAUAUCAUGACCUUAGCAAGAUGCUGAAGAAGAAAGGAUCAAGCUCAUUUCUCCAGAGGCUUGAGCGCUGUGGGCCCAUCACAGUGGCUGUCCAGAUGAGGAAUUCCCUGUCAGAGCUGAUCAGUAAGCUGCAGUCUUGUACUCCUCAUUUUGUGGAGUGUGUCCGCCCCAACGCCAGUGGUCAGCCAGACACCUUUGACAGCCUUCAUGUGUCCGCCCAGCUGCAGUACAUUGGGGUGCUGGAGAUGGUGCGCAUGAUCCGCUACGGCUACCCUGUCCGCAUGUCUUUCCUGGGCUUUCUUAGCAGAUAUAAAGACCUUGUUAUUCCCACUAUGGGCGACAAGAAGAAGCUGUCCGCAGAGGAGAGAUGCCGCGCGGUCCUUCAGCAGUGCAAACUCCAAGGAUGGCAGAUGGGCAGCAGUAAAGUUUUCCUGAGAUACUGGCAAGCGGAUCAGCUGAAUGAUCGCUGCUACCACUUUCAAAAGAAGAUAAUUACAUGCCAAAAAGUUGUUCGAGGUUGGCUUGCCAGACGCCGGGCUCACAAACGACUACUUCUACUUCAAACAGAGGAGCGCACACUGCAGCAAUUCCUCCAGGGGGCAGAAGACAUGGGGCUUCGAACCUAUGACCAGUUGGUAAUCCAAAAUGCUGCUGAUAUUUCUCGUGAGAGUGACCGCCUUCGCUGCUAUGGCAACGGUGUGGUCAGUGCACUCAGCAGCAGCCCGCCCCUAGGAGAGAGGCCUGAGCCUGUGGGCAAGGAGGAGGAGCAACCUGUGCGCAGAAUGGUUGAAAAAAGUGGAAAAGUCUCAGAAGGUUCCAUCAAUGGGGGAACACGAGUCAUACGCCACUUUCGUUCCAGUUCUGUGCCAAUCCCCCUCGCCAUGGAGAUACACUCCAGCAGCCCCCCCAUCAAACCGGCGCUGCAGCAGGUAGUGCACCCUACCGAGGAUGUAGCGGGCAGCACAGGACUGUCCUCUCCGCGUAAACAGCCCCCUCCCAAACCAAAGAGGGACCCCAACACCCGCCUGAGUGCUUCAUAUGAAGCAGUGAGUGCAGGGCUGUCCAUGUCAGCCAAAGAGAGCCCCACUCCAGAGGGAUACGCUUCACCAGCUGGAAGCCCCCCCAAAUCCCAGCUGUCCCCCACAGACCCCUCAGCCAAGCCCCGCCCUCACAGCGACGACUACACCACUAUGAGGAAAGUGCCACCACCGAAACCUAAGCGCAGUCCCAACACUAAGCUCUCGGGGUCUUAUGAGGAGAUCAAUGCGGUGGCCCCUCAACUCCAACAGCUGCGGCCGGCCGAUGUGAAGCUGGCCCUGCUCUCCCGUGCUGGGGGCUUUGGUGGCUUGAUGCAGAAAGCGGCCUCCUUAGACGCUCCACAGGGUGUUCCUCUGAGCCUUUUCCACUGCCAGGACGAAGAGGACGUGUACAUAGAGAUGUUUGGGUCCCACUCCCGGUCCAGGAGUCUCCAGGAGCCCCCAGACAGCCCUGAUCUGAAUGACUCAGAGGCUGUGUAUGAGGAGAUGAAAUAUGUUCUACCUGAUGAUGGUGGACCACCUGCCCCUGUUAUGAAAAAAGCUGCCAAAAUUGAGGCCCUUAGUUUGGGACUUGUGGGAUUAAGUACGUCACUUCCUCAAACAGGUGAAAGCAGGCGCACUGGCGCAGUGCUCAGCACCGUGGAACCUGCUCCACCUCAGUCAGCUUCUAACAGUGGACUGUCAAUGGCACAACAUGCCAAAGACGGCAGCUGUGACAUCCCUGCCCCCUUCCCCAACCUCCUCCCUCACCGCCCGCCCCUCCUGGUGUUCCCACCCUCCCCUGUUACCUGCUCCCCAGCCUCUGAUGAAUCACCUUUGACCCCACUUGAAGUCAAGAAGCUUCCUGUUUUUGAGACUAACUUAAACUAUGCCACCGGUCCAGACAGCCCCCUUUCUCCUCAGUAUUCACGCCAGCGGGCUGACUCCUCUCCGAGCCUCACCGUCCUGAUGUCAGAAAAGAAACCCACUCCUCCGCUCACCCCACCUCCUCCACCUCCUCCCCCCGCAGUACCCCCGCCUCCUUACAGACCACCUCCAUCACACUUCCCCUUUCCCCCUGAUGCAAGUUUUCUGUCUUUGACGCGAGCCUCAUCUCUAAGUUCAGACUCUCCUAAAAAUGUAGUAUCACAAAGGACAGGUGUGGAGCCCCAGGGGAAACCGCCGCCCUAUUCACCUGUCAAAGCGUCUCGUCCGGAGCCUAGGAGGGCGCACUCAUGUUCCUCCUCUCCCCUCCUCUUCAACCCAGCCAACGGUAGACCCCUUACCAGCCCACUAGAUGAACUCAAUACACUGUUCAGCUCUGGCCGCAGCCUGCUGAAGAAGUCCACUCCUGGCCGCAAGAUGAGAGAUGGAGGAUUCAACUCGAACAUCAAUCUGCCAGGACGAGAAGAAUAUGGCUCUGCCCCCACCUCACCUUCUCCUCAACUGCAAGACAAAAACGCCAACAACCACACACCCCACUCCACCACCCCCGCGCCAAUGGAGAAUGGCAACCAGAUUUCAAACGGGUCGUUAGAAGAAGAGACUCACAGCAAAUCCAACUCCUCCAGCACGCUGCACCGGCACAUGGACAGUCACCAUACACAGAUGUUCCAACGCCUGCAUUUGACUGGCGGCCAUGAGUGCGCUGCCCUCGGGGAACUCCUGCGGUUGCGGCGAAUGCAGUGUGAGGGGCGGGGCUACUGGAAGCCACGCCCACCUCAGUCCCCUCCCCUGCCCCCCACGCUGCUUUGGACCAACAGGAAGGCCUCAUCAUGAGAUUCCUGGUAGAACUAUAAUAAUAUGGACCAAGUAACUCUGAUGUCAGCCCCCAAUCAAACUUGUGCACAUUAUACAGUACACCAUGGUCUUCGAAAGUAAAUGUGAUACAGGCUAGUAUUUACUGUAUAAUACUUUAAAAAGGUCAGGAAAAACAGGGGCCAUCUUCUUGCCUUUGGGUGCUCUGGGUUGUUUGGAUGUUUUGGUAGUUUUCUUUGGAGUUCAAGGGUUGUAAAAGUAAAAUAUUUAGGUCCCCUUCUGGUUGCUGUCAUGUUCUACCUGCUGCUCACCGUGGAAGUCCACUCGAAACAUGGUGCUGCUGAUAAUACUUGACGUGCUGUUCCAUGAUGUGUCUCUGUGCACCUGUCGAGGCUUGGAUCACUCUCAAGUUUAUAAGUGAACCAUCGCCUUUCAAAGCUCGACUUACACAUGGGACCCUCUCACCUGUUCAGGGACACUACUCUUACAACUUUGGGCUCUGUAAGUGCUACUGCUGCCCCGGCAACACGCACCCAGGGUCAGGCUAACCUCAGUACAAUCCGAUGGUGCACUUCUGCUCCCAUUGUCACCACCAGCCUUUGAGGAACAAACAAAAACCUGUGGCCAACACCUGCACUUACCUUUACUAUGAAAGGACUUUGGCUCAAUGGAUGUACUGCAGUCAUUUUGUGUUGUAUACUUUGAACACACUUGAAAAACAGACUAAGCUGACGAUGCUAUUUGACCUUUUUAAUGUUUUGUGCCCAAUCAUGCAAAAUGGUGCAUGUGCCAUCAGGAAGAAGGGGAUCUGUAAGUGAGUGGUAAAAGCAGAAGUCUGUUUGUGAAUAUGCGGUUUAAGUACCCUAUAUUGUGUAUUAUUAUUAUUAUUAUGCAUUACAGAACAAAACAAAGUGAAAAAUGGAAACUGCUCAUCCAACGAAUGACUUAUUUAAGUUACAAAGAAAAAAACUAUGUGCCAAAGGUAAAGAUGCGCCUGAAAGUACAUUUUUCAGGCACAUACAAGAAAAAUACAGUAAUGUCAAAGUCCAGUGGCCAGAGCAGCUGUAAUAUUCUCAGACAGUAUGUUUACGUACUGUAUAAAUGACCAAAUCUGAGCUUAUAGUGCUGUUUACUAUUGACUCAGUUGUCUAUGUAAAUAUGUUGAAAGGAAGAUACACAGUCUGGUCUUGAGCCCAGAUGAACUCAAUUAUUGUACAGCUGUCCACCACAGUGGGUGUGUCCCCCUCUCUGUCCUCUGUCUCCCCUCCUGUCCCUUCAUCUUUACCCAAAGUAACCUCAACAAACAGACCCAUGUGGUCCCAGCCCUUUCUCCCCCUCCUGUGGGUCAUGGGCGUUUCUAUGGAAACAGCUCUGUAAAUAGUGAUGUGAUGAGUUGUACCUUUACUGUAAGGACGAACACAGGGUUUGGGCUGAUGCCAGGGAGCGGGGGGAUUGUCAGAUUUAAGAAUGUCUUGGGUUCGAUGCAAUGGCUGAGGAAAAGAAGAGGUUUAUUUUAAAAUGUGAAUAUCUUUUUUCUGAAUGAUUGUUUAAGGCUAUGAAAUGGUUUAUAUACUAUUUAAUAUUAUGUUAUUUUUCCUGAUGUUUCGCUGCUAUGAUGCAAAGCAGACAAGUUCAUUGUAUAUGGAUGUUCUAUUGCACACUGUUUUGUAUUGUUGUGUCUAUAACGGGCCGGGUGUGUCUGGACAAACUGUUUGAUCUUUGGAGAUUGGAUCAGAAUUGUUAGAGCCACAAAGUAUCAAUAGCUGCGAUUGAUUUCUCAUUCCCACUGAUCACCCACAAUGUGUCUGAUUGAUUCAGUCUUACAAAUUAGCAGUGCCAUCAGAGAUCGAUCUCAAGUUGUUGUUGGUGCGUGAAGAUGCACAAAAUGUCCUGAAACCACUCAGACCACUGGCAUUCACACACAAUGGAAACAGAGCAGUAUUUUGGACUGAUUAGGCGAAUGUAUGCAAUGCCUUGCACUGAAAAUCAUAUGGUACUGAAAAAAUGCAAAGUGUGCAGGACUGCUUAAUGUAAUAAAUGUUAGGGAUAUGUAUGCAGUUCUAUUUUUAAGCAAGAAAUGAAGCCUUUGUGUUGUAUUUUAAUAGAUAUUCAUUAUCUUACGUAUUGGGGAUGUAGAUCAAGUACUACAACCCUUAUGUUGGACGUUUUAUUGUUCAGAAUCCUUUCCAUUUUAAGCUGUAUUCAUAAGAAUAAGUUGAGAAGAUUAAACAAAGGCAUGCCAAGCUCUAUAUUAUACUGUAUUUUCAAUCCAGUGUGUCACAUCUCAUUUCUAAAUGCCACUCACAUCCUGUCCACAACACACCCAGCACCGACUGGUGGUCGUCUUCUUACCAAUUUUUGUCAGGAAUCUAUACUAAACAAAGUGUGAUUGUCUGUUGUUAGUACCUCAACAUGGGUACUUCACUGCCUUUCAGAAUUAUUUUAUUCUAUUUUUUUUUUUACAUAUCGACUACGUGCAUAUAUAAUAUGGGUCAGAAAAGAUCUUUCAUAAUGAUAAUGUUUCCCACUGUUUUAAGUACUGUACAUGUACAGCAAUA